Messenger RNA from Danio aesculapii, 2244 nucleotides. RefSeq names its product glycogenin 2 (gene gyg2). NCBI's taxonomy places the organism in Eukaryota, Metazoa, Chordata, Actinopteri, Cypriniformes, Danionidae. The record is from RefSeq and is a predicted model, not a curated record. Gene Ontology annotation, cellular component: cytoplasm. The transcript has 9 exons. Gene Ontology annotation, molecular function: glycosyltransferase activity. Bases 317 to 1546 code for a protein of 409 amino acids.
UUAUAAUAAUAUCUUUCACCCUUCAGUGUUGCACUUGUUUUUCCUUUGAGUCCCAUAUUUGUAAUUGUGUAAUCGAUAUCGGUAGUUGCUCAUUCAUGUACAGUGAUAGUAAUAGGAGUUGAAUGACCUUAGUCGCGUGCUUCAAACAGCUUUUUUUCCACUGUCCGUGAACUACAUCUGAGGACGCUCUGCUGUUGAAAGACUUCUUACAGCUCUACUACGAUUUAGUCAUUUAAUUCAAAUACUCCAUAUUUACUUCAUAGAAAUUGUUCCUUACAGGUUUCCUCAUCAUCAAAAAGAACGCGAAAAACUAGAAAUGGCCGAAACCCAGGCUUUUGUGACUCUGGCCACUACAGAUGCCUAUAGCAUGGGAUGUAUAGUAGUAGGCAAAAGUUUGCGCAGACAUGGAACGUCAAGAAAGAUAGUGGUGAUGGUUUCCCCUGAUGUUUCUAGAUCAGCCAGAUUGGCUCUGGAGGAUGUUUUUGAUGAGGUUUUUGUAGUUGAUGUGUUGGAUAGUAAAGACAAGGCUCAUCUCGCCUGGCUGGGACGUCCUGAAUUGGGGAUCACCUUCACCAAACUACACUGCUGGACCCUUACACAGUACAGCAAGUGUGUGUUCUUGGAUGCAGACACACUUGUACUGUGUAAUGUGGAUGAGCUAUUUGAAUAUGAAGAACUGUCUGCAGCACCUGAUCCAGGCUGGCCGGAUUGCUUCAACACUGGUGUAUUUGUGUUUCGGCCCUCCCUGAAUACUCACACACAAAUACUGGAACACGCUGCACAGCACGGCAGCUUUGAUGGGGGAGACCAGGGUCUUUUAAACACUUUCUUCAAUGACUGGGCAGUAAAAGAUAUCAGGAAGCAUCUGCCAUUUGUGUACAACUUGACAUCCAGUGCCGUCUACACAUAUCUGCCAGCAUUUCAGCAGUAUGGUCACCAUGCAAAAAUUGUCCAUUUCUUGGGUGGAACCAAACCCUGGCAUAUUCCAUAUGAUUCACAGGCUGCCAAUGAAUCUUCUUUUAGGGAUUACAGAAAGAACUUUGAGCAAUUCAUCAAUUUAUGGUGGGUGGAGUAUUAUAGUCAAAGACAGACAAAAGCUAAAAUGGAGGACAACAAUGAAGAGUAUGAAAGACUACAUUCACCUCAGUCAGUGCAGCAGUUUGUUCCUCCACAAACGCAUCAUUCUCCAUCACAAAGCCAAAAGAAAAGCAUUGAAGCCCAGCACACUGAACCGACACCUCUCCAAGAUCUCUCUUUGGAUUCACUGACAAUCAGUUCCUCUAAAAAGCCAGAGGAAACAAAUAUUCUCUUUGAUGUUCUGUCUACUGUGGAGACUGAAGAGACUCUUGUUGUAAGCCCUUCAUCUGAGCACACAGAACCAGACGCUGGUGAAGACUCUGCCGGAGCCACUGGAGAAGCAGCGGCAGCUGAAGCAGAGCGGGAGGAUCUGCAGCAUCGACUGAUGUGGGAAGCAGGACACAUUGAUUAUAUGGGCAAAGACGCCUUCGACAACAUCAAGAAGAAGCUUGAUCUGUUUCUCGAUUAAUUGUGUGCUGGAUGGCAGCAUAUAACACACACUACUUCUGUUCGUACUGUAUGUGUAUUAACAUCUCAACUGUUACAUUUUCAUCGCAUAUAUAAUGUAAUAUAAUAUAAUAUAAUAAUUUUACCUACCUCUGAAGAAUAUUGUCAUAAUAACUGGAUUAUAUAAAAUAUGCUGUGAGCUUUUAUUUGCAGUUUUAUGAAAUUGAGACACUGCUGUCAAAAAUGCUGUUUUUGAUCCAAGUUUUUUUUUUUUCAAGCUAAUGAACUGUCAUGAUUAGAGGCGAUCUAACCACCAGAGGUCGCUGGUAAACACUCACAUUCACAUGGACUACAUCUUAUGAACUACAAAUUCAGUCAUGCCGCACACACACACCUGCUCCAAGUCUCCACCGAUUGGACUCCCACAGCUGAUGCUGCUUCUAGACUGAUUACACACACUAUUUAAACAGCACACACAAUCACUUUCUUUGCCGAGUCUUGUUUACCUGUAAAGUGACAAUUCAACGCAUUUUCCUUAGUCUUGUUUCUCAGUGUUUUGACCCUUGCCAAGUUUGUCUGUUUGUCCAUGUUCGCUGCCUGCCUUCCGACCUCUCGCCUGUUAUAGUGACUACGAUUCUGGAUUUGCCUUUAUUCAUCUGUUUGCACCUGUGUUGACCCUUGCUUGCCUGACUACGGAAUAAACCUGCACUUGGAUCCUAA